GAGAGGAUCAGUCAGGUGCUGAAGGAUCUGGAGGAGGAGCGUGUGCCUGUUGUGAAGCUGGGUGAUGCCAGCAUCGCUGCCCCCUUCACCUCCAAGCUCUCCUCCAUCCAGUGCAUCUGCCACGUGAUCAAGCAGGGUCGCUGCACGCUGGUGACCACCCUGCAGAUGUUCAAGAUCCUGGCCCUCAACGCCCUCAUCCUCGCCUACACCCAGAGCGUCCUCUACCUGGAAGGGGUCAAGCUGAGUGAUUUUCAGGCCACCCUUCAGGGCCUGCUCCUGGCUGGCUGCUUCCUCUUCAUCUCCAGGUCCCAGCCUUUGAAGACCCUUUCCAAGGAGCGUCCUCUGCCCAACAUCUUCAACCUCUACACGGUGCUGACGGUUCUGCUGCAGUUCCUGGUGCAUUUCCUCAGCCUGGUCUUCCUGUACCGCGGGGCCCAGGCUCGCAGCGAGCCCAGGCAGGAGGAGUUUGUGGAUCUGUACAAGGAGUUUGAGCCCAACCUGGUGAACAGCACGGUCUACAUCAUGUCCAUGGCCAUGCAGAUGGCCACCUUCGCCAUCAACUACAAGGGCCAUCCCUUCAUGGAGAGCCUGCAGGAGAACAAACCUCUGCUCUGGAGCAUCGUCCUCUCAGCACUGGCCAUCGUGGGGCUGCUCACGGGCUCCUCCCCAGAGUUCAACGAGCAGUUUGGGCUGGUGGAGAUCCCCACGGAG
Molecule: messenger RNA, 711 nt
Organism: Merops nubicus (carmine bee-eater)
Lineage: Eukaryota; Metazoa; Chordata; Aves; Coraciiformes; Meropidae
Product: manganese-transporting ATPase 13A1-like
Exons: 5
Biological process (GO): intracellular calcium ion homeostasis; extraction of mislocalized protein from ER membrane
Cellular component (GO): endoplasmic reticulum membrane
Molecular function (GO): P-type ion transporter activity; membrane protein dislocase activity
Source: RefSeq, a predicted model, not a curated record